AAGUGAAAUGAGGAAGGAAACCCAGUAUAAGAAAGCAGAACCACAUUUGCUUCACAGGCUCUUCGUGGGCAGAACUAACGAAUGCUGCAAUUGGAAGGCACAGGACGGAGAACCCUCCCAAACGAAGUUAACGCUGGAAACCAUGAACGCCACGGCGAUGCGGGGCCUCAAUGGGUCUGAGCGCUGCCCCAGGGACACGCGGAUAGCACAGCAGGUGUUCCCAGCCCUCUACACCGUGGUGUUCUUCGCCGGCCUUCUGCUGAACACCCUGGCCCUGUGGGUGUUCGUUCACAUUCCCAGCUCCUCCACCUUCAUCGUCUACCUCAAGAACACUUUGGUGGCCGACUUGAUAAUGACACUCAUGCUCCCCUUCAAAAUCCUCUCUGACUCACACCUCGGACCCUGGCAACUCAGAGCUUUCGUGUGUCGCUUCUCGGCUGUGAUCUUUUAUGAGACCAUGUAUGUGGGCAUCACGCUGCUCGGCCUCAUAGCCUUUGACAGAUUCCUCAAAAUCAUCAAGCCUUUCAAAAAAUGUUUUGUUAAAAAACCUGCUUUUGCAAAACUGGUCUCAGUCCUCAUCUGGCUCUUUCUGUUCUUCAUCUCCCUGCCAAAUAUGAUCUUGAGCAACAAAGAAGCAACGCCGUCGUCUGUGAAAAAGUGCGCCUCUCUGAAGGGUCCUCUGGGGCUGAAAUGGCACCAAGUGGUAACUUACACCUCCCAGGUUAUUUUCUGGACGGUUUUCAUCCUAAUGCUUCUGUUUUACAUGGUGAUAGCAAAAAAAGUAUACGAUUCUUACAGAAAGUUCAAAAGUAAGGACAGCAAGAACAACAAAAAACUGGAAGGUAAAGUAUUUGUUGUCGUGGCUGUCUUUUUUGUAUGUUUUGCGCCAUUUCAUUUUGCCAGAAUUCCAUAUACUCAAAGUCAAACCAACAGUAAGACUGACUGUACAUUGCAAAAUCAACUGUUUAUUGCUAAAGAAACAACACUCUUUUUGGCAGCAACUAACAUCUGUAUGGAUCCCUUAAUAUACAUAUUCUUAUGUAAGAAAUUCACAGAAAAGCUACCAUGUAUGAGAGGGAAAAAGACCUCAGCAUCAAGCCAGGAAAACCACAGCAGUCAGACAGACAACAUAACCCUAGGCUGACAAUGUUAGACAGAAUUAACUUCUAUUUAUUGCUGAGAUCUCUUUGGAAAUCAAACUUGAGCAACAGGGUAAAAGGAUGAGAAGAAAUGCUUUCUCAGGUUUCAUUAUCCUGGUGUAGAAAAAAAGAUUAUAAAAAUUUUAACCUCACAUAGAUCUAGUCACAAGCAGAGUGAACUCUCAUUCCGAGAAUGUAACAGAAAGCAGACGGCCACUAGAGGUCAUGCUUUCAAAAAUGUUCACUUAACAUUUUGGAAAAGAUUAAGAAGAAAUGUAUAUCCCCCCAAAUCUCUCUAACCAUCUUAUCACAUUCUUAUCACAUUCUUCAGUACACAUAAUUCAAAAAACACUACUGCUUCUGUAUCACUCAAAUGUUGAUACUUUCUGAUUUAAAUCAAACGAACAACUCAACCUCUAAAGUCCACUGGUGAAAUAUGAAGCCUGGGGAUGAAAGAGAUGCUCCUGGCAAAGAGUUUGAGGAUCUGAAGUGGUUCAGAAAUCCUGGAGGAAGGAUUCUCUUCUUACACUUGCAAAAAGCCACUUCCACAUGACCGCUUUACAUCACUGGAGGCAUGGAGAACAGAAUUAAAACUACUUUGCUUAUGUCUUUAGUGUGUACAAUUCGAGGGUGACCAUGGUAUGUUAUGUGUAGAGUUCUCCCUUUGCCCAGCAAAUAUUCUAAUGGUUGAACAAUUUACCUACUCGGCAAAGCCUCCUUGGGUCCCAGCCCAUAUCCCCCUGCCCUGUCUGUGGGGAGAAAAGAGGAGACGUGAGAAAUGUGCAGGACGUGACCACCAGAAUAAGACCAGGGUCUUUAUCUGGACAUGACCUUGGGUGGCUGGAUUGUUAUGAGCAGAA
Molecule: messenger RNA, 1999 nt
Organism: Tupaia belangeri chinensis (Chinese tree shrew)
Lineage: Eukaryota; Metazoa; Chordata; Mammalia; Scandentia; Tupaiidae
Gene: P2RY13
Product: purinergic receptor P2Y13
Exons: 2
Coding region: 8-1144 (378 amino acids)
Biological process (GO): negative regulation of adenylate cyclase activity; G protein-coupled receptor signaling pathway
Cellular component (GO): membrane
Molecular function (GO): G protein-coupled purinergic nucleotide receptor activity
Source: RefSeq, a predicted model, not a curated record